Messenger RNA from Adineta ricciae, 732 nucleotides. NCBI's taxonomy places the organism in Eukaryota, Metazoa, Rotifera, Eurotatoria, Adinetida, Adinetidae. The record is from the annotation of a GenBank genome assembly.
AUGUUUCCAUGUGUAUCACUACGUGCUUGUCGUUCUCCGCGAAGAAUUUUAAUUCAGCGAAUAUUUCUGCGUUCGACGGCAUCGACAGCUGAUCGAAGUUCUUUGUCAUCAUAUCGAUCAGCUUCACAUUUUUCGUUGAAAGUCGCGCGAUUCUUAUUUUUGAAACGGCGUAUCAAUAAUCAGACUGGAUCAACAAGAUUUGUUCCCAUAUCAACCCAUGCUCAUUAUUCCAAAAGUGAAACGCCUGACGAUUUGCAUGAACUAGCGCGAAGUUUCCUAUUUUCACUGGAACCAGAGCAUCGCAAAAUUCUUGAAAAACAGUUGAGUAACGUCGAGACAUCUUUGCCGACAAAUUCCAUGAGAAAAACGAACAUUACCACUGUGCUUCCGUCUCAACUUGCUGUCGUAUUUUUGGAAACCGGUCUUCCAUAUAUUGGCUUUGGUUUUGUUGAUAAUUUUGUUAUGCUUGUUGCCGGAGAAACGAUCGAGACGUUCUUCGGUGCUGCACUAUGCCUUUCAACGAUGGCAGCUGCUGGUCUUGGAAACGCUAUUAGUGAUGUAUUAGGCAUCGGCCUUGCAGAUCGCAUUGAACGAACGUGCGGACGCUUUCUAGCUGUAUUUGGAAUUAGUGCGCCACAAUUAACAGCAGCUCAAUGGAGAACACGGACUGUGCAUUCAACACAAUUAAUGUCCAAAGUGAUUUGUAUCUUUUUGGGUAAGUUCAACCGCUAA